AUGUGGAAUUGGCUAUGCGAUGUUGCUGACACUGUCUGGCACUGGACUUGUGACCUUGUCGAUGGUGUGUGGAAGUUCAUCGUCCGUAUUGGCGAGGAGAUCUACGAGAUCGCUCUGACGACAAUCACAUCAAUUGUGAAAUGUGUCACCUGGGUCUUCAAAAAGAUCAGUGCUUUGAUCAAAGAUAUUAUUGAAUUCAUCAGUUAUCUGUUUGGAUGGACAGAUAUUCUGGCUACAACAGACAGUGUGGCCGCAGGGUUCAACGCAGCAUUAGAUUACGGAGAGGAGCUACUCAGCGGAGCUGACCUCAACGUGCAUAAGUGGUUGGAGAAUGUUCGCACCACUAUCCUGCAAAAUCUUACUGAUCUCCAAGCCAAUGACUAUAACCAAGCGCGGGUUAGCACGGAGAAGAUGGCAUCACAUCAGGAUGCCGCGGCCACAAACGACGGGGGCGGCAACGCGGACCAGGGUGACGACGAUGAAAUCAAGGCUGGAGUGACAUAUAACUGGUCCACGUACUGUUUCACCUAUGGCGGGGGGCCGACGAAUGCGGUGCUGCACGAUGACACCACUCUCGUGGCGGCGGACAGCACCCAAGACCAGCUGGUGACGCUAUGGGACGAUGUCCAAGACGAGGUCAAGAUAAUCAUGAAGACCCUGAUGAACGUGGCCAAGGAUCUGGUCGAGUUCUUCAACCCCGCCAACUUCAGCGUGCGGGAUGUCGUUAAUAAGCUGGAAAGCGACCUGAUCAACGGGGUGAUCGAUGCUUUGGAGAAGUUAGCUGACAUCCUGUUUGAUGCCCUGAAGCUGGGCAUCAACAUGAUCCGCGAUCUGGCCACCAAAGAGGUCGAUAUUCCCGUGGUUAUGUGGCUGUGGAAGAACGUGAUCGCCCGCGGACGACCCUUGACAAUGCUGAAUUUCUGCGCCCUGUUAAUCGCCAUUCCCACCACGGUGCUGUAUAAAGCCAAGAAGAAGCGUGCGCCCCCGAAGUUGCAUGGGAGGUUGACGAAGAGCACCUUUGCCCAGUAUGUUCAGGGUCAGGGAGACGCAUCGCUCGCGUCGGAUAUCCUGGGGUUCAGUCGUGCCUCGGGGUCAAGGGUGGUCCUAGUGGGGGGAGAGUUCGACAUGCUUUCGCUGGGGGUCGAUGGCGUCUUCGAGGGGCUUGGGCUGGAAACGAUCCCGAUUGGACCUAUCGACAUUUUGAUGAAUGUGUUGGAUUCGGCGUCGCUCACCUUCGAGGCCGUGGGCGGGUUCUCGACCUGGCCAGUCGGGGGAACCCCGGCCGCUUUAUCCGGCGUGCCCACCGCGCUGGGCACCAGGGAUGCUAUCAAAUAUGCGGGAUGGGUCCUCACAGGGGCUGAUUCCUUAGCCGGCACAGUUGUCAAGAUCGUGGGCAAGAAGAAGGAAUUGGAACGACCGGUGAUCAAACGAUGGAAGGGAACAGUCAGUACCGUACUGUCGAUUCCAACAAUCUGUCUUUCCCUGACGGGAGAUAUUAUGGAUGCCAGCCAAGACAGCAAGAAGGAGGUCUUAAUUGUGGACGGAUUCAUAGGAACAGCAGCCUCGUUUGGCGCAACUUGGGGAAAAUCGGUGGCAAGGUGGAACGACGAACUCGAGAAUGAGCUCAUGUAUAUAGGGUUGGCCGUCUACCAGUUUUGUACCCUGGUCAAUUACGGCUUGAAGAUGGUUGAUUUUGUUGUUGAAGAACUGGACUGA
Molecule: messenger RNA, 1716 nt
Organism: Aspergillus pseudoviridinutans
Lineage: Eukaryota; Fungi; Ascomycota; Eurotiomycetes; Eurotiales; Aspergillaceae
Exons: 3
Coding region: 1-1716 (571 amino acids)
Source: RefSeq, a predicted model, not a curated record